UAAGAGUCUGAAAAGGAGAUUUUGUGUAUUUUCCUUUUUUUUUUAGAGCAUUGAAAACUUUGGCUUAUUUCUUUGCUUUCUUAACCAUCACCAUAACAAGUUUUUAACAUGCCCUCUCAAAAGUAUCAUAUUUCGGAUCCUGUUCGACCCGUGUCAUACAAAACCAAAGACUCUGCCACUUUCAUUACAAGUGAAAGUAACAAUGAGAGCUAUGUACCUACACCAUACGAUCCUAUUAAGGCUGGCCCGACCCCUACGUCUGAUCCUAUUGAUGUAGAUUUGAACACAGGUGAACAACAACCAGAGAGAGGUCAGUGGGGGAGCAAGGCUGAGUUCAUCUUGUCAUGUGUAGGGCUGUCAGUAGGUAUUGGAAACGUGUGGAGAUUUCCCUAUUUGGCCUACCAAAAUGGUGGAG
Molecule: messenger RNA, 415 nt
Organism: Limulus polyphemus (Atlantic horseshoe crab)
Lineage: Eukaryota; Metazoa; Arthropoda; Merostomata; Xiphosura; Limulidae
Product: sodium-dependent nutrient amino acid transporter 1-like
Exons: 3
Biological process (GO): sodium ion transmembrane transport
Cellular component (GO): membrane
Molecular function (GO): glycine transmembrane transporter activity
Source: RefSeq, a predicted model, not a curated record